AUGAAAAUCUUACCAUGUUUGUCUUUCUGGAUCUUGGCGCAAUGUGCAUACACAUUGGCCGAGACGACAGACACGGCAGAGAGCACUGAUACGACGUCAACAACCACCACCACAUCUGACACAACCUCUGGGUAUAUUGUUGUCACCUCAGAAACUUCAGUUGCCGUUCCAACUGGCGACUAUAUCACUUAUACAACUACUAAGAUUGUAUCAUCCGUCGAACUCAACGCCACGGCCACGAACAAUGCUACAGCCUCCACAACUGCCACAGAUGUCGUUCUCGUUGGGACAGGGAGCAGCUCUAAUAGCACGGCGACAUCUUCAUCUGCCAGCGCAACAAAUACACAGGCCUGCAAUGGCUAUACAGAGUUCUGUGAAAGGAAGUACUCCAACAUCACGAUGGUGACCGCGCAUAACAGCCCGUUUGUGAAAAAGAACAGCGUAGCGGCAAACCAAGACUAUAAAGUCACACAACAGUUAGAUGACGGUAUACGGAUGGUAUCCUUUGAGGCACAUUACUAUGAAGAUGACAUCUAUCUCUGCCACAGCUCCUGCGACCUUCUCAACAUGGGUACCCUAGAGGCUUACCUGACGACCGUGACGAAAUGGAUCAAGAAAAACCCCUACGAUAUCGUCACUAUCCUGAUCGUCAACUCUGACUAUGUCUCGCCUUCGAAUUUCAGCGCACCCAUCCAGAACUCCGGUUUGGUUGACUACGCAUACGAGCCCUGGAAAAUUCCAAUGAGCCUAGAUGACUGGCCGACCCUGUCCGACAUGAUCCUUACCGGAAAGCGCGCAGUCAUAUUUAUGGACUAUGAAGCCGACCAAACAGAAUAUCCCUAUCUCUUAGAUGAGUUUUCCCAGAUGUGGGAAACGCCCUUUUCACCGCUGAACCGUUCCUUCCCUUGCACUGUUCAACGACCCACCGGUAUCAGUACCGCCAAGGCCAAAGAUCGGAUGUACAUGGCCAACCACAACCUCAAUCUGGAAAUUGUCUUUGAUGAUAUCGAUAUUUUGAUCCCGGACUCCGCAGAGAUCAACGUGACAAAUGCAGUGUCUGGUUAUGGAAGCUUGGGGCUGAUGGCCAAUAAUUGUCGAAGUGACUGGGACCGAGCACCAAAUUUCCUUCUAGUUGACUAUUACAAUGAUGGUAACUUUGCUGGUUCGGUUUUCGAAGUUGCCGCUGAGAUGAACAAUGUCACUUACAACGGCGACUGUUGUGGGAUAUCGUCGGAUGCUGUGAGGAUGAACAUCACUAUAACUUUGUCCAUCACUAUUGCUGUUCUCAGCACAUUACUAACUUACUUGAUGUAA
Molecule: messenger RNA, 1314 nt
Organism: Penicillium pulvis
Lineage: Eukaryota; Fungi; Ascomycota; Eurotiomycetes; Eurotiales; Aspergillaceae
Product: PI-PLC domain-containing protein
Exons: 3
Coding region: 1-1314 (437 amino acids)
Biological process (GO): lipid metabolic process
Molecular function (GO): phosphoric diester hydrolase activity
Source: RefSeq, a predicted model, not a curated record